Molecule: messenger RNA, 2130 nt
Organism: Trichophyton rubrum CBS 118892
Lineage: Eukaryota; Fungi; Ascomycota; Eurotiomycetes; Onygenales; Arthrodermataceae
Exons: 8
Coding region: 1-2130 (709 amino acids)
Cellular component (GO): cytoplasm
Source: RefSeq, a predicted model, not a curated record
AUGGGCAGCGGCAAGGUCCACCAGGAGCCCAUCGUGCUCGUGGUCGAUUUCCACCAUGCAAGAGGCCCCGAGGUUGAGUUCUGGUUCUGCGACGAUGGCGUCGACCCCGUGAAGGAGAAUGACUGGGCAUUGCUGCCGUUCAUGGCGCUGUCGGACGGAGCUCAUGCGUCUACGGAAGACUUCUCCUACUUCACGCUGCAGUGCAAGGAGACCGAGAGUUCCCCGGCUACCUCUCUGUUCGGCAUAUCUUGCACCACCCAGCUCGACUCAGACAAGCUGAUCAAUCGCCCGGCGGAGGUGACGCGGUCGACGGUGCAGAAGGCGGUGGUGGCUAUCAUAAAUGAGCCUAGGCAUCUGGGCCAGCUGAGAGAGAAGCUGUCGAUUGUCACCUCCGCAUGGUUUGCUCAACGGGACUUUACCGAUACGGAUAUCCUCCAGAAAUUCUGGGAAGGAUUGAAGAUCAGUCUGAAAAACGAAGAUUUGCACAAAGACGAGCAUUUCGGCCUUUCUUUACGAGAGAUGAUACAUGAAUUCAAGCACCAGACUUUAGUUUUGUUUAAGUGUCUAUUAUUACAGCCAAAGAUGCUAUUUUUUGGUUCCAGAUGCGAGCGUUUAUGCAUGAUACAGUUCUCAUUAAUUUCAUUGAUACCCGGCCUUAUACAUAAUCUUCAGGACUGCGCUGAUCCUGCUUAUGACUCCUAUGCGCAGACGGUUGAGAAACCGAGCUCGCUUAAAACUAGCGAGAGAAGUUCACUCCUUGCAUAUAUGGGGCUUCCGCUUCAGAUAUUCGGCAAGGGGAGCAUGUUUGGACCGUAUACGCCGCUUCAACAGCUGGAUCUUCUCGCCGACUAUGGAACAAAAUCGUACCUUGUUGGCUCUACCAACUCGCUGCUCUUGCAGCAAAAGGAUCGAUACAGCGAUAUAUUAAUAAACCUUGACGAGGAUACGGUGAACAUAUCGUCUCCAUCGCUACGGGCGGCCCUAGCCCUUUCGGCUGCUGAUCGCCGAUGGAUCGAUUUCCUUACCCAGACAAUAAACGAUACCUGGGAUGAAGCACAUCCUGCACAGCCAAAGACCCAUGGAUACAUGGGAUCUGAAGAGUUCAUCCGUCUCCAGUUUGAAGAAUACCUUCUCGCUCUGAUCUCAUGCGUAAAAUACCACGAUGAGAUAAAGUCAGGAGGCGCAAUUAAACAGCCUGCCAAUGACAUCGAGGGUGAUCCCGCGCUGGAUUUUAACCUCGACUUCAUCGAACACUGGCGCCAUACCCCUAACUUUGCGCUCUUUGACAAACUCACUUCCGACGCCCUGCUCUUCUCCGUAGUCGAGCUACGCCACCCGUGUGCGGGCGGGCUCGGGAUUGAAGAUAUCCAACGGCGGCUGGCACAGCAAGUUGCAGAUCUCCAUCUCGACGAACGAGUGCGCGAAGGUCGCGAAACACUCAACAAGCAUCUUGCCACGGGUCAUCAGAAGGUCACCACCGCCUUCAACACUCUCUGGGCGGAGCUCGAAGCAAGACGCGAGGCUCAAAGAAAACGCAACGAAGAAAGGGCAAAGCAAGCUGCCGCAGCAUCCAUCACUGCGGCGCUGGAUACAAGCCAAGCAAACAACAACAAUGACAGCAGCAAGCAAGAAUCAGGCGGCCCUGGUUCUCCAACCCCAGCUUCACCCACCCCAUCGACAUCCGGGUGGUCCUUUGCUGCGCGAAAAGCUCCCGCUGUGGACCUGACGCAGGCCCAAGCCACUGUUUCCGCGGCUGGCCAGCGAGCUUCCGCGUACUUUAGUUCGUGGGGUUCGUGGGCGAACGAGCGUCGAAAGGAGUGGCAGACAAAGAACACGAGUACGGGCGCAAGUCCCGUUUCAUCUCCGACAGCCACCGGAACGCCCAGAGCGUCGAUGACGAGUACCUUUCACGAGAGACGAUCGAUGGAGAGCUCGACGAAAGGCCCUGUUAUGACUGAGAUGAAGGAGAUGCAAGCCAAGGAAGACGUUGAUCGGCCGGGGUCGUCGAGGCCCCACAGCAGCGAUCAGUCAACGGAGAAGGACCAUAUAGAUGCCGUGUUGGAGAGUGACCCUCUAUCUUCGACUUCUCGUGAAGCAAGCAAGACUCCUGCAACCUCUUCCUCGGGAUAA